UGAACCGAAGUUAAUGUAGUAGUGGCUCCAUCUUUCGGUUUCAACACAAAUUGAAGCGUUGCAUGCUGGCAAGAUGGCGACCUUCCUAGUUGUUCUGUUGCUCGGGAUUCUGGCAACGAAUAUUGACGGAAGGAAGCACAAUUUGACUUUAAUCAAUGAUAAUAGAAGAUAUUUUACCAUUAGUACUUUUGGCUUCUUUAAAGAUGGUUCCUUGGAAGUUAAAGUGGACAAAUUCAUGAUUCCUCCAACAAAGAAUAAAGAAAUAUUUGGAUUUACUUUAACAAGAACAGUUAGUGACAGUGUAACGCCAUAUUUGGAUACUCGUCAAGAUCGGUGCUUAUUGAAAGAGGAUGUUAUGACUACAGAUAAUAGUAUUGAUCUCGUUAGUUUUAUUAUGGAUUUUGCUAACAACAGAGUUACAGUGAAGUGCAGCAAAUUAUUUUCUAAUUUAGCAAUUGAUCAUGAUCCACAUUUUUAUAAGAACACAUCUUCUGAUGAGUCAUCUCGAAAACGUCGUAGCAUUGCAGAAUUAACAAGUGAUACCUAUUUGUUAUUAAGGAGGAGAAGAUCCAUUUUUAAAAGAGACACUUUAGGUGAAGAAAUCUCAACUAAGCAAGGUACUAAAACUGAAACAGGUGAGAAAAGUACACAAGAUGAUAGUUCUAAAAGCACUAUAGAAAAAACCAAGAAUGAAAAUUUGAAUACCGCUGAAACUAAAGAAGAUAAAAAGAGUACUACACAGGCUGAACCAGUUGUGGAUACUUGUUCAUCUAAAAUCAUCCCAUUGUAUAAAAAUCAAAUUGAUAAAGCUUCAGAGCAAUUUUACACAUUUGAGUUCAGAGUGACAAUAAAUGAUGAUAAAUAUGAAGGUCUUUAUAGUUUGUAUUUUCAUAAUUGUGCUAAUGAAGGAGAGUUUAAUGAAAUUGUAACAGCUGUCAACCUUUCUCUUUCUAUUAUUGAAGAAAAUAAUAAUAAUUAUUUAUCUGCUGGAGAAAUACCUUUACCAAGAUUAUAUUUCACAAUGUCCUUUGUGUUCUUUUUGACUGGAUGUGCUUGGAUUUAUGUACUUCGCAUGAAGAAGCAAGAAUCUUUCAAAAUCCACUAUUUAAUGGGCUUGCUUGUUUUUGUGAAAUCAUUAUCAUUAGUUUUUCAUGGAAUAAAUUAUCAUUUUAUAGCAAAAGACGGUUCUCCAAUGGAAGCUUGGGCUGUCUUGUACUAUAUUACACAUCUUUUGAAAGGAGCACUUUUAUUUAUAACAAUUGUAUUGAUUGGAACUGGUUGGGCUUUUAUCAAGCAUAUUCUUAGUGACAAAGAUAAGAAAAUUUUUAUGAUUGUCAUUCCAUUACAGGUUUUAGCAAAUGUAGCUGAGAUUAUUAUGGAAGAAAGUGAAGAGGGUGAAACUCAACAUACUACCUGGAGAGAAGUGUUCAUACUAGUAGAUUUACUCUGUUGUGGAGCAAUCCUGUUUCCAGUUGUUUGGUCGAUACGUCAUUUACAAGAAGCAUCGCAAACUGAUGGUAAAGCAGCCAUCAAUUUAGAAAAAUUAAAACUCUUCCGACAUUUUUAUGUAAUGAUUGUAUGCUAUAUAUAUUUCACAAGAAUUAUUGUGUAUCUUUUAAAGAUUACAGUGCCUUUUCAAUAUGAAUGGCUUGAUGAACUUUUCCGUGAAGUUGCAACAUUAAUUUUCUUUGUUCUCACUGGAUAUAACUUUCGACCAACAACCAGUAAUCCUUACUUCCGUCUUUCUCAAGAUGAUUAUGAAAUACAAAUGGAUGAAGUAAUCACUCAAACAGGAUUAACAGAAGGAGUUGUGAAGACCCGCUCUCGUGGCAAUAAUGCGGAAGAGUCAAUAACUGCAACGACCAAGAGAGAGAGUAGUCAUGAAUAUGACUGAUCAACAUUUUUUUUAAUUUAAAGUUAAAAACUGUACAUAUGUAUCAUGUUAUCUUACUCGCUAUCAUAUUUUGGUUUAUAAAUUUUUUUAAUUUAAAUAGUACUUUUAGAUAUCUUCCAUAUUGUAAAUUAAAUAGUAAAGAAUUAAUUCAGAUAUCUUGCUCUCACUAAAUAUUACUGUAUUAGUAACACAAUUUCACUGUAAAUUAUUUAUAAGUAUAAAAUAUCUUUUUCUUAUUUUUAUGUUUUUAGGACCAAAUGAACUUAUAAGAUAACAGCGAUAUAGAAUAAACAUGUGAUAGUGAAUACAUCCAAUUUAAUUUUAGAAUUUAUAUAGUAACCAAAUUCAUUUUUUUAAUGGUAACUGGUAAAUGUAUUUCUGUAAUAUUUUUAAAAGAUAUUUUCCAUAUAAGAAUACAUUUAUCUUUUUUUCCCUUUAACUUCAAAUGCUGAUCUAUAGUUUAAAAUGCUGGCUAUGAUAACUUAAUGAUAUGAAAAUAUUUCUUACUUUUGUUGAACUUUAUCAUUGAUGUUUAUAUUUCAUAAAAAUUUUAUUUUUUAAUUGGAACAUUAAAAAACUAAAACUUUAAGUUUAAUUUUUAUUAUUAUUUCAGAUGUUUAAUGUAAAAUUACACUUCACUAAAUUAUUCUUUAAGCAUUUUAAUUUGUGCUACUUUAUUGUAAAUUAAUUUCAUUUGAUUGUCAUCUCCUCUAACCAUUUUUAAUAUAAAUUUACUUGGAGUGUAAACUUGUAAAAUGGAUUUGUAAGCUUAAAUGUGUUUUAAAAGCAGAAAAUAAUGAUUUCAUAAAAAAUAGUUUAAAGAUGAAAACUUGAGGAAGAGUAAAAAGUUUUGUAAUUUAAAAUAUUGGAUAAUGUGUCAUGAUUAUCUAUCAAGAAUUGGAAAGCAUCAUCGUAGAAAUAUACUAACAUGCACAAUUGUCAGAAUUAAAUUUGUCUUUAUUUGAUAUUUUCUUCAUAAAUUUUUAAUAUUAAAUUACUCUGUUGUAAGUAUCUCUUUCAUUUUACUCAUAAACUGUGCAAUAGUAAUCUAUGUACAAUUCUUAUAUAGUAUUAUUGAACUUUGAGUAAGAAUAAAAUGAAAUUCAUAAUGUUUCACCUUGA
Messenger RNA from Centruroides sculpturatus (bark scorpion), 3016 nucleotides. Its product is annotated as protein GPR107-like. The coding region runs from base 74 to 1894 and encodes 606 amino acids. Lineage: Eukaryota; Metazoa; Arthropoda; Arachnida; Scorpiones; Buthidae. Gene Ontology annotation, cellular component: Golgi apparatus; membrane. Gene Ontology annotation, biological process: transport. The transcript has 16 exons. The record is from RefSeq and is a predicted model, not a curated record.